AUGGACCUCCAAAAGAAACGACUGGGACCACCAGGGGCAAUGGACAAGUAUGUGACUUUCCAUAAUCUUCCAGGAAGGGUGGAGACCAUUGAUGCCAGAGAAACUGCUCCAAUGAGUGCUUCAAAUAACAUGAUUGAGAACGAGUCAAAACCAGGAUUACUCAUAGCUGUACCAGGAGAACUGCGUGGUUAUGAGCUGGCACACAAAAGACACGGGAGACUGAAAUGGAAGGAGCUGUUUGAGCCCAGUAUAAAGCUGGCAUUUGAUGGCUUUAAGAUUGAUAGUGCUUUGGCCAAAGCCAUUCAAAAGAAUAAGAAUACAAUUCUGGGGAAAAAAUCUUUGUGUGAUGUAUUUUGCCACCCAAACAAUACCACCCUGAGGGAAAAUGAUACUAUAAGAUUUCCCAAACUAGCUGCCACCUACUGUAGGAUAGCAGAAGAAGGAGCAAAUAUUUUUUACAGUGGGUCAUUGACUCAGACUAUAGUGGAUGAUAUCAAGGCUGAAGGAGGAAAUAUAACACAUCAAGACCUAAAGGAUUAUGAGCCAGCACUGAAUGAAUCUGCAUUAAACUUUACUGUGGGGAAAUACAUGUACUUUGUCCCUGGUGCUCCAUUCGGUGGACCUUUGCUCGCUUUGAUGCUCAAGAUACUCAAUGGUUAUGGCAUGUCAAGCAGCAAUAUGUCCACAGACGGGAACAAGAUAUUGACCUAUCACCGCAUUAUAGAGACAUUCCGCUUCGCAUCUCAGGUGGAGGGUGAAUUGAUAGAGCAGCAUCCUGAUCAUGUCAAUGCUUUUGUCCAAAACAUCAUCUCAGAUGACUAUGCAGCAGCCUUCAUCAGGAACCCAAUGAAAGAUGACACCAACAAACAAUUAAGCAACAAAGAGGAACAUAUUUUGUGUAAGGACGCUGGCACAUCUCACCUGUCAGUCAUCGCAGAUGAUGGGAGUGCAGUGGCAGUUACCAGCAGCAUCAAUAGACAUUUUGGUUCUAAGGUGAUUUCUCAAUCAACAGGCAUUAUAUUUAAUGACCAACUGUGUGAUUUCAGAUAUGCUCACUUGAUCAAACCAGGUAGAAAACCACCUUCAUCAAUGUCUCCCACAAUUAUCUUGGAUAAGGGUAAGCCAAAAAACGAACAAGUCAAAAUGGUGGUUGGAGCUUCAGGUGGGCGAAUAAUCACCUCAGCAACUGUUCAGGUGAUCCUGAACUACCUGUUCUUUGGUUACAACCUGCAGAAAGCUAUUAAAGAACCCAGAGUUCACAGUCAGUUAAACCCUGAUAAAACAUUUGUUGAAGAUCAUUUUGAGGAGGAUAUAAAAAAACACCUAAAGAAGUAUUACAACAUAGUUGACAUGGACUCAACAGGAAAUCCCAAUGUAAAUGAGAGGCCUCCAGUUUUCUUAGGAAAGGUCCAGGCUGUUGUACGGCAGGGGGAGAAAAUAUGUGCUGAAUCUGACCCCAGGAAAGGUGGCCAUAUUCCGCUGGAUACUGACGACUAUUGUAGAGAUUGUUCAGAAUGA
This is a messenger RNA of Carassius gibelio (silver crucian carp), 1518 nucleotides long. RefSeq names its product glutathione hydrolase 1 proenzyme-like. Bases 1 to 1518 code for a protein of 505 amino acids. Gene Ontology annotation, molecular function: glutathione gamma-glutamate hydrolase. The record is from RefSeq and is a predicted model, not a curated record. The transcript has 11 exons. Gene Ontology annotation, cellular component: plasma membrane. Lineage: Eukaryota; Metazoa; Chordata; Actinopteri; Cypriniformes; Cyprinidae. Gene Ontology annotation, biological process: glutathione catabolic process; regulation of immune system process; peptide modification.